GGGGUUGUUCCGCUUUCGAUUAGCAGUUCGAGUUAAGAUGGCGGUACUUAUUGAUCGCCCGCUAGGGUUACAAGAGCUCUUUACAAGCAUAUCUCCAAAAUUUAAUUCAACAGAAUCAGACGAUGUUGUGCAAUCACUGAAAAGGAAUUAUGGAGGAAAAUUUAAUUCGGUAGAUGAUCAAGAUUUGUUCUCAUGUUUGCAACUUCUCGAGAAGCAUGGAUUUGUGUCUGACAACCACCUCACGCUGAUCGAAGAGUUUGUUGCGCCGAAAUCGAACAAGGAAGAACAGAUCAAGGAAAUGAUCAAGAGUUUCAAGGACUCUCGGGUGCAAGAAGUUGAUCCAGAGAAGGAAUUGCCAGGGCGACAAAAGGAGCUCGAGGAAAUUAUGGAAAAGCUUGAGCCUAAAGGUCAGUCGCUGGUGUUGAACUUGUUUGGAUCGGCCGGAGUGGGAAAGACAACACUAGCAAAGAACGUUUGUUCUAGAUGGCAAGGAAAACAAUUCGUUUUUGAUCUAAGGGAAGCUAAAGAUAUGCGAGAGAUUUAUCUCAACAUGAUGAGCUGCCUUGAACUAACUGUUCCCAUCGGCUACGAUGAUCAGAAUUAUGUUGUUACAAAAAUUCACGAGAAAAUUCAACCGUUAAAUCAACCAGUUCUCUUCUUACUCGAUAAUGUUGAUCAGUUCACAACUGGACAAGGAAAAGAAGGCAAGAACUUGAAAACAGCUUUUGUGCAAUUUCUAGAAAGGCUUUCAGAAUUUGAUGAGAAAGACAAUAGAACAUCACUUAAACUACUUAUGACAUCCAGAACACAAUUGCAAGACGCAAAAAAGGUGGACAAUUUUGAGGUGAAACCCCUUGAAAGUUCCUUCUCAGAGGAAAUCCUGAUUUCUAAGGGAAUGAUUGAUGUUAAUACCCACCAGAAGAAUGAACUAAUUGACAUCUCUAAAGGAAUACCCCUUCUUUUGAAGGGAUUAGCAGCUAUUUUGCGACAAGAAAGAAAAUCUGCUGAUGACCUUAUUGCUGACGUUCAGAAAGGGAAAGGUGCCACUCCAAAGAAAUCAGAAUUGGAAGAAGAUGCUAAAGAAAAGCAAUUAGAUUUUGAAGAAGAAGGAGUGGAUAUAGGUCAGCUGUCUACAAUUAUGGAAAUGUUCAAUACACUUCCCACUGAUAGCUUGAAAGUGUCUGCUGUAUCCGUUUCGUUGUUUUGCGGUCCUUUCUCUGCUUCUACUGCUGCUAACAUCCUUGGCCUCACCCCAUCAGACACCUUAGCUCAGCUGGAGGGGCUGGUUACAAGUGCAAUUAUUUCUGUGGUUAAUAAAGAAGCAAAGGAAGUGAUGUAUGACAUUCAUCCACUUUUAAGAAAAUAUGCUAAAAGUAUCAAGGAAGAUGCAAAAUUCCACAUGGCUUACUUGGAGGCAAAGGGACGAUUCCAUCAGCACUUUAUGGCAAAGAUGGAAAAGAUUGCAAAACUUAUAGAGCCCGACUAUGUUGAAGCAUUCCAAAUGUUUGAGACUGACAGAGCGAACUAUGAGUUUACUUUUGAGAUCUCUUUGCAGCCAGACUAUUUCAGUGUUCCAGGUGAUUUUCGUGAGAUUGCCCUGAUUGCAUCACUUUUCAGUGCUAUGCUGACUGAAGACAAACAGAUCAAGCUGUUUCAUUCGUGGGCUGAGAUGUGUGAAGAUGAUGGACGGUCAGGCUCUCUUUGCCGGGUGCAGUUAAAAUGUUGGGAAGCUCGGCAAGUUUUAGAUGUUGAUGGAACUGAGAAAGCAUUUGAAGUGUUGAAAGAAGCGUCCUGUUCAUUCGAUAAUAUUCAAGAUAAAUCGAGUGAAUCUUACAGGCUCAGCAAAGGACUUUACCUGUAUACUGAGGGGGAGACUCACUACAUGAAGAGAAACUACAAGAAAGCACUGGAAAUCUUGGAGUUAUCGUUACAAUUUAGAGCGGAACUCCUUAAAGUUCAUUCUGAUCUUGCAAGGUGCUACAAUGCUAUUGGAAACUGCCAUUUUCACCUCAACAAACCGGAGACAGCACUUGAGUUCUACACUAAAGCAUACAACAUACAAAAGGAAAUUGCCGGUUCAGAGUAUCAUUUUGACAUGCCAAUGUACAAGAAUCAAAUCGGCACAGCAUAUGAGGGUCAGGGAGACUACCAGAAGGCAGUGGAGUGUUACAGAGACGCCCUGUAUCUUUUGGAAGAGCUCAAACUUUCAGGGUUUAGCGAUGAAGCACACUUCUGUAGAAACCUUGCCAAUGCUCUUAUGUUUCAGGGGAAGUAUCGAGAAGCAGUUGAACCUGCAGAAAGGGCUUACAACAUAAGGAUGACGCUUCUUGGGAAUCACCCACUAACCGUGCGUAGCAUUUUCCAGCGAGCAGUGCUUCAAGCCAACUUAAGUAAAUUUGAUGAAGCGCUGGAGCUUUUCCGCGAGGCGUGGGAAAUGGAGAAGUCGCUUGGUGCAGGAAACCAUAGUGAAGUAUGGCGGAAGAUUAUUAAAGGUGUUGAAGACAUGUAUGAUUACUCAGAGACAAAAAGAAAGAUGGAACGACAUCUGCCGUCAUUUCAUUCCCUGGAGAAGGAAAAAUUUAGAAAUGAUGCGCUGAAAUUUUGUCAGCGCUUCUGGGAUGAAGAGAAACGUUCUGUGCAGUUCAGCUUCACUGAGUACAACAAAGAGAUCAUUGAUGCUUUAUUGCACUUGGUUCGUGACCAGAAAGACAAAGAUGAAACCGAAAAAGACGCCUUGUGGUUCUAUGAAGGGAUGCAGACUGUUACUGAGAAAGAGUUUCAAGAGGAGUUUGACCAAGAAAUAGAUAACAGUAAGCUUAACGAGAUGUUGAAAGAAAGAGAUGAGUUCUUGGACAAAGUAAUUGAGUUUUGUCGUAGUCGAGCUGAGCACGAGAAACUCACAAGGCACAAAACCAUGAAGUUAGCACUGUACAAAAAAGUUCUUGUGAGACCAGACUUUGUUGCCGAGGACCAUGCCUACGACAAAGCGACACUAAAAGACAAGGUAGAACAGCUGUACCGAGAUGUUGGUGAUGAGCAACACAUUCCAGAAUUCCAAGAGGGCCUGUUGCAUACCUGGCAAAAGCACUGGGAGGUAGGGAAAGGUGGAGCGAAGGCGAAGGAGUUUGGUUUGGCUAGGGAGAGAACAAUCAUUGGAAUUCUCCAGUUAUGCAAGCAACUUAAAAAAGAGGAAAUGUUCAGAAAAUACGGAAAAGAAGCACUGAGUUUUUAUGGAAAAGAAACACUGAGUUUUUAUGAGAAUGUAUGGGAGGUGAAGCAGGCUGAGAUGAAAGACCUGGAAAUGGAAAAGUUCCUCCAUCACAUCAAACAGUUGGCAUCGUCCACUGGAGAUAAUGAAAGAAAGAAAUGUUAUGAUGAGGCAUAUCAAGUUCUCCAAGAUGAGAAGACACCAGGGGCCACGGUACCCACUAAAGACUCUAAGAAUGUAGAGGUCUCUCUGGCCAACGUAUUUUCUCUAGAAGCUGAGAAAGGGGGUGAUGGUAAGCAGGAAAAGGAAGAGAUGGAAGUCAGUUUAGAGGAGACAACGGAUGUAGCCCAGGAUAUUAACGACAGCAAAAAGACCCUCGUCAGGAGGUAAACGUGUCUUAAGUGUAUUGCUAUGAUUUUUGUAUCUUUCUAUAUUUUCACUUUCUUUGUACCCUGUACUUGAAUUGAAAUCUCUGAACAACAAACCCAAGAUUAUCCAGAUACACACUUACCAAGCUUUGUUAAUAGCAUGUAUUUGUCCACACAUACCUAAUUUAUUAAAUAUACUCUACACUAAAAUGUAACAUGAUUUAUAUUGGCCGCAGGACAAACUACAGUAUUGUGGAGGAAAACUCUGAAUAAUGUGUGAAUUAGUGAAUUUGAAUUUGUGAACAUUGCCGUGAAUUGGCAGACGGUCAAAAUGUCGAUGCUGCUCCAAAUGGAAGAACUUUGAUAGAUGUCAAUGCAAUGGAGCCUCUGCUAAACUGGUAUCCCCGGUGCCAGGAAAAGUGCCCACUCAGGGGAGUUUUCUGCUUAUGAGAGGUUCAAAAUGUUUUGGAGGUGUACUUAGUGGCAACAAACAGGAGGUGUUCCUGGUUCCUGGUUCAACUUCCUGCCUAUAGGAGGUGUAUGUUUACGGAGGUUGAACUGUAUUUUU
Orbicella faveolata is the source of this 4144-nucleotide messenger RNA. RefSeq lists its product as uncharacterized. The record is from RefSeq and is a predicted model, not a curated record. Lineage: Eukaryota; Metazoa; Cnidaria; Anthozoa; Scleractinia; Merulinidae. Gene Ontology annotation, molecular function: protein binding; ATP binding; ATP hydrolysis activity. Gene Ontology annotation, biological process: signal transduction.